AUGGUGGGUUGUCGACGAAUUUUCAGCAACCUUAUGAGUAGUACAUUACACAUAUACAUGUGUCGCGAUAUCUUGAAUAUCCGGCUGAGACAUGAGGCGGCCUGGUGCGGCACAUUCAGUUGCCUGAGAACAUCACAAACGAGAGAUUCAGCUGGGUUCCAGCUUGCCAAGUAUCCGACACGUGAACCCGCCCAAUUCCUACCUCCAGCUUAUCACUGCGUACCACACAACCGUUCGGAAUCGGUCAACCUGGUCGGUGCAUCGUUGCUUGUCCUGACAAAACCCAUGACGGCUGCACCGUGGUAA
Opisthorchis viverrini is the source of this 306-nucleotide messenger RNA. RefSeq lists its product as hypothetical. NCBI's taxonomy places the organism in Eukaryota, Metazoa, Platyhelminthes, Trematoda, Opisthorchiida, Opisthorchiidae. The record is from RefSeq and is a predicted model, not a curated record. Bases 1 to 306 code for a protein of 101 amino acids. The transcript is spliced from 3 exons.